UGUUAAUAUAUGUAAACAGAGUUCGAAAAUGGAUAAUUCCUUUUUUUCUCCAAAACAGGACGGAUGGUAAUACAACUCGAGUCGUCAUGUUAGCCUACCUAGCAGCUACGUAUACAUUAUAUAAAUCGGAUUAAAAUAUCCAUUCCUAUUGGAAAGGUACCAACCGAACUAAACGGUAUAUGUUAAAUGGUCGUCUGGUAUAACUCAGGUAUGUAUAUAUUACAUAUGUACUCUGGUAGCUAACCAUAAUAGGCUGGAAAUCUCUGCGUGUACAUGCCUCCAGGGCUGUAUACUGUGUAUAGCGUAACUUGAUAAUGCACAUAAUGGUUUCAUUUCAAAUGCGGUCCCCACGAUGGACAGAAUGGCCAUCGUACUAGGGAUCUACUCCUACUACGACACAGGGAUCUACUACAACAUCUUACCUGUCAGCAGCAUGUACCUUCUUCACCCUUGCUCGAACGCCCACGCCCUGGCAGCCCUGAGCAAGCGACGGUGCGUUAGCCGGUAUCCCCACCAAGUCCGAAGACACAAUACAGUAUCGUAAGAUCUCUUACCUAUGGAGCUCUGAGAAAGAACAUAUAUACGGCGGUGCCUGGACCCAACAUUUCGAUGCUUGCUCUCUUGCUACUUGAGUCGAAGUUGUUUCUUGUUUAUCUCACGUUGUUUAUCUCACGUUGUUGUUUCACGUCAGCAGCCAGCACCGGCUCCUUGGGCACGUGUAACCACCACGAUGAUGAUAUCUUACUCCCGGAGCGCAACCGUAGCCGCCGCUCUGCUACUCACAGUAAUACACAUCGUUUGUGCCCAAACCAUCCUUCUGAACAACUCCACAGUUCCGGCAAAUGAGUCUACCAUUGCGCCAGCAGUAGACAAUGUCAGCGCGCAAGCCUCGAAUUCAACUGCUGACUUGUUCCAUGGAGAGACGCAGCAGCUGACUGACGCAGUUCUCGCCAACCUCACGGACCUGGAGCUAUCUAACGUCACCUUGUUCAGCUUCCAGAAUGACUCUGACCCGGCAGGCAACUUAUCUGCGCGGUCUUCCUCAUUUGGCAGAUGCAAAACCUACCCCGGUGACUUCCUCUGGCCCUCGGAUCUCCUGUGGAAGCUCUUCGACAUUCUACUCGGCAAAGCGUUGAUCAAAACAGUUCCGUAUGCGUCAUCUUGCUAUGAUUCAUUUGGGGAUUAUGACAAGGAUAGGUGUGAAUUCAUCACGGCUAAUUGGAUCAACGCAUCUAUCUACCACACCGAGGAUCCUACAUCAGUCAAUGCCGUUCUCUUCCAGGGGGCAACUUGCAUGCCGCCAGGUCUCGCCGCUUCAUCUACUGGGUGCACACUCGGCGGCUAUCCCACCUACGCGGUAGCUGUUCGCAACGUAGCACAAGUACAGCUCGCGGUCAAUCUAGCUCGGAAUCUCAAUCUACGUCUGGUUAUUAAGAAUACCGGCCACGACUUCGGUGCAAAGUCGGUAGGAAUGGGGGCUUUGUCGAUCUGGACCCACAAUCUCAAGGAUAUCCGGUUCUUCAGCCAUUACCGGCAAGAUUCUUAUUCUGGUCCUGCGUUCAAGCUCGGCACGGGAGUUCAAGGAUUCGAGGCGUAUGAGGCUGCGAGACAGAAUAAUGUUACCUUGGUUGGUGGUGAGGGACGAACUGUCGGCGUCAUGGGCGGCUACAUUCUCGGUGGCGGGCACUCGCCGCUCUCCAGUCUCUACGGGAUGGGAACCGACCAAGUGCUGUCGAUGGAAGUAGUGACCGCCGACGGGAGGUUUAUAACGGCUAACAGGAACAGCAACCCAGACCUAUUCUGGGCUCUGCGCGGCGGAGGAGGCUCCACAUUUGGCGUCGUCACAUCCAUCGUGGUUAAGGCCCACCCGAAGAUCAAAGUCACCACGCUGACGUACGCCUUCGAAACCGGUCCCAAGGUGACUCCUGAGCAGUUCUGGGCCGCGCUGCGCGCCUACUUCGACGGCUUCAUCACCUACACCGACGCCGGAAACUACGAGUACUUCCGGAUCUCCAAGGGCCUCGACGGUGGGUUCAAGACCGACAUGGGCCCGUGGUUUGCGCCCGGGAUGUCGAAAGCCGAGCUCAAGGCUCUAGUGGCCCCUUUGUUUAACAAGUUCAAAGCGCUGGGCAUCGAGAUACAGCCGAUCUACAAGGAAUACGACGACUACUACGGCGCCUGGUUCGAAAGCUUCCCGGUCGAGCCCUGGGGCAGCGACACGAUCCGCCAGGGCAGCCGGCUAUUCCCGCGCUCGAACUGGCAGGACUCGGCGAAGCUGAACGCAACGUUCGACGCGAUCAAGAGCAUUGUCGAGGAGGGCGCGUACGUGCUGGCGUUCAACGUGGCGGCGUCGCCCAAGGCGGGGUUCCCCGACAACGCGGUGAACCCGGCGUGGCGGGAGACGGUGCUGCACGCGAUCAUCGCGCAGCUGUGGGACAUGAAGGCGACGGAGGCGGACAUCAAGGCGGCGAGCGACAAGCUGACGUUCGACUGGCUGCAGCGCUGGCGCGACGUCUCGCCCGGCGCCGGCGCCUACAUGUCAGAGUCCGACUACAUCGAGCCCAACUACACGCAGGCCUUCUACGGCACCAAGUACCCGAGGCUGUACCAGCUCAAGCAGCGCUAUGAUCGGCACGGGGUCUUCUACGCGCACUCGGCGGUCGGGUCCGAGGACUGGCAGAUGUCGGAGAUGAUCUUGGGGAAUCUGCCGUCGCAGAACAGCAAGUUAUGCAGAUUAUGAAAUCUCUUUCCUUUUUUUUUCUUUUUUUUUUUACGAAGCACAUAUUACUUUACAUUUACCUACUUACCCACUAUUAAAUUUUACCUACCUACUUAUUAGAAUAUCUUGUUAUAUUGUAGACAAUUAUUAGAUUAAAUAUAUUACCGAUUUUAGAUCAUGCG
Hypoxylon fragiforme is the source of this 2901-nucleotide messenger RNA. RefSeq names its product FAD binding domain protein. The transcript is spliced from 4 exons. Gene Ontology annotation, molecular function: FAD binding; oxidoreductase activity. The record is from RefSeq and is a predicted model, not a curated record. The coding region runs from base 731 to 2740 and encodes 669 amino acids. Lineage: Eukaryota; Fungi; Ascomycota; Sordariomycetes; Xylariales; Hypoxylaceae.